AUGAUAUUCAUCUGGGUUUUACUUUUAUUUCCUGGUAUAUUUCCAAGUAUUCAUACUCUAUCAUGUAUCAACUUCGAAUAUACAGUAAACGUACCUAUUAAUACAUUUGAUCGAAAUGCAUUCAAAGUGUUACUUGAUGGUUAUGAAAUGGAUGCAGAUUAUUCUGAAUGUCGUCUGCAAAUGGCAGUUGUUUAUCCUCAGGAAGUACUACAAAUAAAGUUUAGUAAAUUGAUUCCAAAGACAACCAUCUCAGUUGGUAGUGUUACGUUUCGCACCUUAGUAAGAUAUAUCAAUGAAGAUAACACAAUGAUUGCACAUAUUUUAAUAUCUGCAUGUUCAAGCUCUGACGGUUGUGAUAAACAAUUUACACUCGACCAUGUUGAGUGGCUUGUUCGAAUGAAGUAUGAUGACUUCUCCAAAAUUAGUUUUCAACUGCUUUUUGGUGAAGAUGAUAAGAUACAGACAUGCGAUCGUCUCCAAUGCGGCAAUGGUUUUUGCGGUGCUCAGUGGACACACAUUGAAACCGAUAUUAUUCAAAGAUGUAGUAAUAUACCACAAGCUCAAUUUCAGGUUCGAAAUGAUUUUAAUCUCAAUACUCGCGAGGAAACUGCAACUUAUGGUUACUUUUGUGGUUAUGAUCAAUGCAAUAGCUUAGAUGUUAUAUCAAAAUUGCAAGCGAAUAUCAAAGAAAACUACAAUAUUUUACCCCUGCGUAAAUUUCUAGGUUUUCACAACGAAUCUGAUGAAUCUAUGGCAACUACAAGCUCGACACUCAAUAUCACAUUUUCUCAAUAUUUGAUUGAAAAUAUGUCAAACGAGUCCUCACCGUCUUUGGAAGAUACAACUGCAACACAUUUAUCUAUGAUAACCAAUUCAUCAGUAAUGACGAAGCCAACUUCUACACUUGUUACAACAAAAACUAACGGCUGUACCACAUGGCAACUUCAGAAAACAAAUAUUAUAAUGAGUUUGAAUGCAAUGAUAAUCUUAUUAAUCAUUUAUUAA
Adineta steineri is the source of this 1005-nucleotide messenger RNA. The record is from the annotation of a GenBank genome assembly. Lineage: Eukaryota; Metazoa; Rotifera; Eurotatoria; Adinetida; Adinetidae.